Molecule: messenger RNA, 3792 nt
Organism: Momordica charantia (bitter melon)
Lineage: Eukaryota; Viridiplantae; Streptophyta; Magnoliopsida; Cucurbitales; Cucurbitaceae
Source: RefSeq, a predicted model, not a curated record
UAAUUUAUCCAUUUUUUGCCCCUCAGAUCUCCAAAUUCCUUCAUGUCAUAAUCUUCUUCCAUUUUUCUUGAAUUUCAGAUUCUUUCUCAAGCUUUCAUAAUGUGAAUUUCGAUUUCCAUGUCACUCACCUCAUUCUCCGAGUUCAACUCGCUUGCAUUUUCAUCUACUCUUCAGUUCUUACACUUCUUCUACAGCUAUGAGGUUCUGGCCAGAGCUUGAUUUUCUACUCUGAACCAGUUGCCGGCGGAGGCUUUGCCGGAUAUAGGCGAAGAUGUUCAAGUCGGCAAGAUGGAGGAGUGAGAAGAAUAAGGUUAAGGCGGAGUUUAAGUUGCAGUUUCAUGUCACUCAGGUGUCACAGUCAGUGGUAGAUGCAUUGACGUUAUCCGUGGUUCCUGGAGACGUGGGAAAACCAACUGCAAGACUGGAUAAAGCUACAGUUCGUGAUGGAAGCUGCAAGUGGGAAAAUCCAGUUUAUGAAACAGUCAAGUUUGUACGGGACACCAAAACUGGGAAAAUCAAUGAGAAAAUCUAUUAUUUCCUCGUCUCAAUGGGACGGGCAAAAUCCAGGGUGUUUGGGGAGGUUUCUCUCAACUUAGCUGAUUAUGCGGAUGCCACAAAGUCCUCUUCCGUUUCUCUUCCCCUAAAGAAUUCGAAUUCUGAUGCAGUUUUGCACAUUUCGAUACAGAAGUUGCAGGCUAAAACUGAGCCAAGAGAGGUGGAAGAUUUUGACGAUGUCAGUGUUGGAUCCCAGGGAACAAACUUGAAAACAUAUUUGAGUAAUGGUGAUAUAGAUGAAAGCACGAAAAGCAAUUAUACUGAAGACGAGCAGAUUAGCAAGAGCCCUCAUGAUUUUGAACUAAAUGGUGGCUGUAGAGCAUCAAGUGGAUCUGAUAUUACGUUAUCAAGUUCUGAGAGCAGCUCUGGACUUGAUACUCCACGAGAACAUAGAGCGAGAAACAAUAACCAUCUUCAACCUGUUUGUUUAUCAUCAAUUCCUCAUAAACCAGUGACAUUUCUUUCAACGACCACUGAUAAGGAGAAUCAAAGAUCACAAUCAGUGUGGUCCCUUGGUUCCGAUCAUGGAGUAAGCAUAGAUGAAUCAUCAGAUGAUAUGCCUCCCAGAGAAAGGUCUGGACCAGUUGCCAGGUCUGAGAAAGUUGCAGAUAUCGAGAUUGAAAAGCUUAAGGCUGAGCUUGUUGGCUUUUCCAGGCAAGCAGAAGUGUCAGACUUGGAACUACAGACACUUCGAAAGCAAGUUGUGAAAGAAAGUAAAAAGGGACAAGAGCUGUCAAGAGAAAUUGUCAUUUUGAAAGAGGAGAGAGAUUCACUCAGGGUGGAAUGCGAGAAACUCAGGGCCAAAUCCGAAAACAAGAUGCAGUUGGAGGAUAAGAAAACGGAGUUUCUUCUGGAAGAAAUGAAGGAAGAAUUAAACCAUGAGAAGGAGUUAAAUGUAAACCUUCAACUACAACUCCAGAAUACCCAGAAAUCUAAUGAUGAGUUGAUUCUUGCAAUGCGAGACCUAGAGGAAUUACUAGAGCAGAAAAAUGGUAAAAGAGACCAUCUCGGUGACAGAUUAAGAUUUUCUCAGGAUGCUGAAGAGUUAUGUAAUACUAUCUCAAAGUAUGAAUCUGAGGAUGAUGAAGAGCAGCAGGCAUUGGAAAAGCUUGUUAAGCAGCAUAGUAAUGCAAAUGAAACAUACCUUCUGGAACAAAAGGUCAUUGACCUAUACAGUGAAGUAGAAUUCUACAAGAGAGAAAAGGAUGAAUUAGAAAUGCAUAUGGAACAACUUGCACUUGACUAUGAAAUACUGAAACAGGAAAAUCAUGGCAUGUCAUAUAAACUGGAGCAAUGUGAACUGCAAGAGAAACUCAACAUGAAAGAAGAAUGCAUACCCUCUGCUCACAUAGAAGAGCUGGAAACCUACGUAGAACACUUGGAUAAGGAACUUAAGCAGCGGUCCAAAGACUUCUCUGAUUCUUUGAGCACCAUACAAGAACUUGAAGCCCAUAUCCAGGCUUUGGAGGAAGAACUGGAGCAGCGAGCUGAAAGAUUUGAAGCUGAUCUAGAAGGUAUGACACGUGCCAAAAUUGAGCAGGAGCAAAAAGCCAUCCUAGCAGAGGAGGCCUUGAGGAAGACAAGGUGGAGAAAUGCUAAUGCAGCUGAGAGGCUUCAAGAAGAACUCAAAAGGCUUUCAAUGCAGAUAGCCUCGACGUUUGAUGCAAAUGAGAAGGUAGCUGCUAAAGCACUAGCCGAAUCAAUCGAGCUGCAAUUGCAGAAAGCUCAAUUAGAUGAAAAGCUUGAGUCUGCUAAUAAAGAGCUUCAGUCAGCUAAGAAGGACUAUGAGGCGAAGCUCCAUGAACUCUCAAACGUCAUAGAUUUGCAAACAAGCCAGAUCGAACAGAUGUUUUUAGAACUUCAUACGAAAUCCAAGCUGCUUGAAGAACAGGAGAUUCAGAAAAAGGUUUGUGAAUCUCUCUCUGGGGAGAUUUUGUUGCUCAAGUAUGAAAUUGAAAGGCUCACAACAGAAAAUAGGUCACUCAAGGAAAGCGAGAGCUUGAUCCAGAACAAAAACAUGGAAAGAAAUGAGCUUGUAACAACAAUUGCUUUGAUUAUGAAAGAAUGUGAGAAGUUUCAAAAUGAAUUAAAUAGAAUAAGACAUUUGAAGGAUGAAUGUGAGAUAUCAGUCGGAUGUCUACAAACAGAGUUGGAGGUGCUCAGAGAUCACUGCAGUGACUUAAAACAUUCUUUGGUCGAAGAGGAGAUAGAGAAAGAUAAACUUAGACAUCAGGUAUUUCAGCUAAAUGAUGGCCUAAAGAAGGCGAAAGAAUACAAUGGUAUUGACAUGCCCUGGUAUAGCGAGGAACACACAUCAGCUUGUGAUGGAGUUCAAACUUCUACAGAUUCUCCUAUGAAAAGUAGCCCGAAGGAAGUUGCAGCUCUAAGGGACAAAAUUGAGUUGCUUGAGAGACAGAUAAGUUUGAAAGAAGAUGCCAUAGAAACUCUAGCAAGUAGGAUUUCAGAAAAGGCGAUGGAUUUUCAGCACACAAUUGAAGAUUUGGAGAGCAAAUUGGAAGUUGUUCCAACUAGCACAUUCCAAGGGGUAAAUGGAUGUAGAAGCAAUAUUAGCUGGACCAGUGGUAUGUCCAAGGAUACAGUGGUGAACCAAGGCCAAAACACAAUCUCUUCAUCAACCAUAGAAUAUGAGAAUACAGUGUCAGUUGGCAGGAAUGAUAGAAUUUCAGCAGAAAAAGAACCGAAAGCCUACAAACUUGAUAACAGAGACGACAACUGUGACAACUUUUCAACAGAAUUAGCAUUAUUGAGGGACAGAAACAAAUUAAUGGAAAGUGAACUAAAGGAAAUGCAAGAGAGAUAUUCAGAGAUAAGUCUCAAGUUCGCAGAGGUAGAAGGUGAAAGACAACAGCUUGUAAUGACUCUACGCAGUCUUAAGCAUCACAAGAAGAUUUAGUAAUUAUUUCGUAGCAUUAUAUAGAAAAAGUAUACACUUCACGUAGAUGAAGUAGCGUGAUACCACACAAGACAUUCUGUUAGAGUGAAUAAAUAAUUUGUUUGUAAAUUAUUUAGCCCCCUCCCCCACCCACUAGAACAGAAAAGGAGGAAAAACAAAAAAAAAAAAAAAGAGGAAAAAAGGAAAGCCAGAAAUGCCAUUAUCUGGCAUUAUCUGUCCGAUCGAGUCAAAUAUUUUUUGGUCCAUUCAACUUUUCUUUAUUUAUUUUAAAAUUCUGUAAUUAUCUUUCAGGGCUUGUCAUGAAAUACACGAGGUUUUUUUUA